Cuscuta campestris is the source of this 1456-nucleotide messenger RNA. Lineage: Eukaryota; Viridiplantae; Streptophyta; Magnoliopsida; Solanales; Convolvulaceae. The record is from the annotation of a GenBank genome assembly.
UAUGUGAAAUAUAGACAUUCUCAAAUAUUUUGUAUGGGUUUAUAGUUAUAUAUUUUAUUUACAAGACCCAACACAUAUAACCAUUUAAUGUAUUAAGUCCAUGUAAUGAUCAUUGACCUAAAGAUUACAAUAGAAUUUGUCUUCCAAAAAUCAACUCAAUAAAAAAAUUUAUGUUUGUGUUUCUAGAAACAUAAAAAGUAUUUUCUUUUUUCCAAUUUUGAUUACAAUGUUAGAAUUACGAGGGCAUGGAGUGCGCUCUGAGGAGCUGUAUUGUGCCGGAGACGACCCACUGCCAGCCGGAAGGUGAAUUCACGGCCGUUGGCAGCGGCGGAGACGACUUCUCCGUCGACGACCUGCUUGACUUGUCAAACGGGUUUUCCGAGGAGUGCGAAGAGAAGGAGAAAGCAGAGGUUGAAAUUCCGCUGGAAAAAUCAGUCUUUUCGGCUCUGGGUGUGAAGCUGGAAAUUCGAGAAGAACCCAUAGCUCCUGUUGCCUUUUCUUCCAUGGGGGAUUUCUCUUGUCUCCCCGGCGGCGACCUAAUUUCGCCGGCGGCUGAUUUGGAUAAUCUUGAAUGGCUGUCUCAUUUUGAGGAAGACUCCCUCCCCGGCUACUCGCUGACGGGAAAGCUGCCGCCGGCGCCGUCGGGAUGGAAGAACCGCCGCCAAACUGAAAUUCCGGUCCGGGAAAAGCCUCCGGUCCAGACGAAGGCGAGGAGCAAGCGUGCCCGGACCGGCGUCCGGGUCUGGCUCAGCGGGUCGCAGUCGCUGACCGAGUCCUCCACCGAGUCCUCUUCCACCAUGUCGUCUUCGCCGCCGCACCCUUAUUUUGCACACCCGAAUCCUGGUCGGGCCUCCGAGUGGCUGGUCGGGAUUCCGCCAGCAAAGAAACAGAGAAAGAAAGCGCCGCCGCCGCCUCCCGGAGCUCUGCAGCCGCGGCGGUGCAACCACUGCGGCGUCCAGAAGACCCCACAGUGGCGGGCCGGUCCGCUCGGAGCGAAGACCCUCUGCAACGCCUGUGGGGUGAGGUACAAGUCCGGCCGGCUUCUGCCGGAGUACCGUCCGGCGUGCAGCCCCACCUUCUCCAGCCAGCUCCACUCAAACAACCACCGGAAAGUCAUGGAGAUGCGGCGGAAGAAAGAAUCGGAAACCGAUCCCGGUUUGGUUCAGCCGGUUCAGAGUUUUUGAAAAUUUUAAAGUUAAUAUUUAGGUUAUUAUUAUCUGUAGUAAUUUGUUGUAGCAAGAAUUAGGGGAAAUGAAAAAAAUGUGAAAUUUUAGGAUAUAACUAGGGAGGAUGAGGUGAGGAUAAAGCUAGAGUCAAAAAGUUGAAAAAACCGGAGUCGAAAUCAGUAAAGUUGGUUAGUUCGGGUCGAGUUAGAACCGGUUUAGUGUACAUUUUUUUUUAGAUAUGGCCCCUUAGUUGGUGCGGUAGGUUUCGUAUGAGGAGAGGAUUCCUUUAA